AUGCGACCGCCUUCCUUCUCUGGUACUGAAGGACCCUUAACAGCGGAGGAGUUCCUGAAGGUCACUGAGACUAUUCUCACGGUGACCCGUAUUGCCCCUGCUGAAUGGGUGGACCUUAUGGAUAUUCAGCUCACUGAUACUGCUCAGAUAUGGUGGGUAGUUGUGAAGACUCAUCUAGAGAGGCCCAUCCUGUGGGAGACGUUCACCGAGCGCUUCAACAGGAAGUACUUUCCUCAGUCAGCUCGGGAUGAACUUCUAUGUAGGUUUGUUGAGCUUAAGCAGGGAGGCCGAUCAGUUGAUAAGUAUGAGGCCGAGUUCUCUUCCCUAAGUCGAUAUGCUCCCCAUCUGGUUACAGACCCUAUCAUUAGGAGGCAUCAGUUCCAGAAGGGUCUGGAUAAGUAA
Molecule: messenger RNA, 402 nt
Organism: Asparagus officinalis (garden asparagus)
Lineage: Eukaryota; Viridiplantae; Streptophyta; Magnoliopsida; Asparagales; Asparagaceae
Exons: 1
Coding region: 1-402 (133 amino acids)
Source: RefSeq, a predicted model, not a curated record